Messenger RNA from Folsomia candida, 2420 nucleotides. Its product is annotated as interstitial collagenase. Gene Ontology annotation, biological process: collagen catabolic process; extracellular matrix organization; proteolysis. The record is from RefSeq and is a predicted model, not a curated record. Gene Ontology annotation, molecular function: metalloendopeptidase activity; zinc ion binding. The transcript is spliced from 10 exons. Lineage: Eukaryota; Metazoa; Arthropoda; Collembola; Entomobryomorpha; Isotomidae. Gene Ontology annotation, cellular component: extracellular matrix. The coding region runs from base 481 to 2223 and encodes 580 amino acids.
AUUUGCAAGCUAUUUAUUAUUGUGUCAGGAAAGUGAGGCCUUGUCAAUUCAAUGUACCUAAUUCUAUUAUCCUUACUUUGUCCUUUAACAAGCCGUUUGCAUACAUAAAAAAUUUGCAUGAAUCUCAAAGUAGCUUUAAUUGUCGGCUAGAACUUAAGUAGUAGAGAAGACCAGUUUGUAAAUAAUUGUGUGACGAGUAGGAACUCAAACUAAUAAUUAUGUAACAGGGGUGAGUGAGUGUACAUCUUAAUUGCAGAUUUCGUUGGAAUUUUUGCACAUCAUAUGUGUAAACCCUUGAUUCAUAUCAGUCACGAGUCAGUCGGUGCGGUCAACAUGGCACCAUAAAAGGGGAAUAGCUUGGUGUUUUUUUGAAUAUUGGAAAAAUUGGAAAUUUUUAAAAAUUAUAUUAUAAUUAAUUGUUAAUUAUCGUUCAGUUUGUUCCUAAUAAAUUGAUAAGAAUAUUUAAAAUCCGAUUAAAAAAUGAGACUAUUUGCUCUCUUCUCGAUCGUCGUACUCCAACUUUUCUUCGGACCGACGACCCACGCUCAACUAAAAUAUGCCCGAGUUGACACUUUGACCGACGCUUUGAAAUACCUCGUCCAAUUCGGCUACUUGAAGAACCUGAAUGAAGUCGUGUCUCUCCUCCAGCCGUCCUUCACCUCCUUCGACCCCCGAAAUCCGGCCGUGUCCGCGAUGAAAAUCGCCUUCACGAAAUUCCAACAGUACGCGAAACUCCCCGUUUCUGGAGAAUUUGACGCCGCAACGAAGCAGAAGAUGAACACGCCCCGAUGCGGAAAUAAGGAUAUUAUUCAAAUCGACGGGGAAAAUCUUGGCCUGGGGAAUUUGUUGAGGAGGAAAAAACGCUACGUGGCGGGGGCAUUUUUCUGGCAAAAGAGAGAGCUGACUUAUCGCAUCUCAAAAUUUUCGGAGACGGAUUUCUCACCCGAAGUGACGAUGCGAGAGGUCGACAGGGCUUUCGAACUUUGGGGAAACGCUACGAAUUUACAUUUCGUAAAGAGUCCAGGUGGCGUGGUGGAUAUUGAGUUAAAGUUUGCGAAAUCGGUGCAUGGUGAUAUAGAACCGUUUGAUGGAAGGGGGAUUACGUUGGCGCAUGCUUUUCCGCCAGGACCGGAGAUUGGGGGGGAUAUUCAUUUCGAUGAUGAUGAAGAAUGGACUUCUGGAGAGUACCAGGGGACCAACUUUAUGCACGUCGUUGUUCACGAGCUAGGACAUGCACUAGGGUUGAGACAUUCUGAUAUCGAAGAAGCCAUCAUGUACGCUUUUGCGAGACCGUUCGAACCAAAUUUACAACUGCAUGAGGAUGACGUGGAGGGAAUUCAGUCAAUGUACGGUACUCGAAAUCAGCAAACAACUACAACGACAGAACCAUCGCUCCGUAGCAGCACCUCAGAAAUUACGCCACCACCCACACAAACGGAAACGGAAGAACCAGAAACAUCAACAACGGAAAUGGUUCCCGACAAUAGUGUAAAGCCAGAUUUGUGCAAGGAUUCGAAAAUUGACGCCAUCACGACGCUAGGAGAUAAGUCAGUUUACGUGUUUAAAGGAAACUAUGCCUUCCGAAUUGACCCCAACGGUGGUGGGGUGCAGAGUUCGGACCUGAUUUCAUACGUUUUCUACAGCGCUGUGGGACCCGUCGAUGCAGCGUUGACGUUUGAAGGGAAAACUUUCCUCUUCAAGGGCGACAAGUACUGGAGAUUCAUCAAUAGAAAGUUGGAUGGUACAUUUCCACGCUUAAUUGCUCAAGAUUUUCCAGGAAUUCCAAACAAUUUGGAUGCUGCAUUCACUUGGUCGUCCGAUAACCACAUCUACUUUUUCAAAAGCGACAAAUACUGGGCGUUCGACCCUACCAGCAAUCCCCCCGUGGGGAAGAGCUACCCCCUCCCAAUUUCGCAAUGGUAUGGACUCCCUACCAAAAAUUUGGACGCUGUCUUCACCUCGCCGGCCGGUCCGACGUACUUUUUCCAAGCUGACAACUACUGGCUUUUUGACGAUGACAACUUUCAGGUGGCCGAAACGGAUCCUCCAUACCCGCAAUCGUCCCGAGUCAUGUGGUUCAAAUGUACGGCGUAUCGUCCCGAAGCUGGCGAAUUAAAGAGAGGAUUCAUCCGAAAAGCGGUGGACGCCGUGUCCAACGUGGUCAAGGGGGUUGUGGGACAUGUGGACUAUAAAUUCAAAAAAAUAACGGGGUGGUUGGGCUAAAAAUAAUUAAGAAAAUAUUAAUGGACAAUUAUGUAUUUACUUAUUUAUUGGGGGAGAUGGGUUUUAAUUGAGGACAAUAAAUAGUUCACAGUUAACCAGACCACAAAAGUAUGUGGUCAGUAACUAACUAAUUAAAUUCAUGGAUUCGUAUGAAAUUGGAUGACUUACAUGAAUAAAUACCUACUUGAAUGAUUCAA